CCCUGUUAUUCGUACCCUUACCUUAACCAAUCACACUCCUUUUUCCACAACAUGACCAAUCCAACCAACGAAGGCACGAGUACCAUGCAAUCAGAGGCACAGUAGGACGGGUUAUGCCUUCGCCAUCCUAGAUAACGAAAAGUUGCUGCCAGCAAGGAGGAGAGCACAACUACGAGGAUAAAGCCUGCAGCCUGUGUGAAUUACAAACAGUUGAAGGAUUUCAACUUCACCUAGACUGAUAAGAGGAAAUUCUUUUCUGGUUGGUGACUUGUUGACUGUUUAAAUGCUUCAAAUGAGAGUCCUGUAUUCAUCAAAGAGCAGAAAACAGGUCAAACUGCCACUAAAACCAACAUGUCUCAGCAACAGGCCGAGGCCACAUCAACUGACAAGCUGCCUGAGCCACAAAGACCAGUCUCUCCUGCACCCAGCAAUGAUUCCAUAAAAAGUGACUUGUCCAAGAAUGAACCUCUCAACUUCCGUAAAGAAGAAUCGGGGCUGCCUGAGCCACAAAGACCAGUCUCUCCUGCACCCAGCAAUGAUUCCAUAAAAAGUGACUUGUCCAAGAAUGAACCUCUCAACUUCCGUAAAGAAGAAUCGGGGCUGCCUGAGCCACAAAGACCAGUCUCUCCUGCACCCAGCAAUGAUUCCAUAAAAAGUGACUUGUCCAAGAAUGAACCUCUCAACUUCCGUAAAGAAGAAUCAGGGUAAGACAUUUUGGUUAUGUUGUAUGUUUGAUACGGAGAGAAAUUAAAUUUGAUGGCAUUUCUUUUUAAUUUCAUGUUGAAAAAUGAGUAGAGAGCGAGU
Molecule: messenger RNA, 804 nt
Organism: Sander lucioperca (pikeperch)
Lineage: Eukaryota; Metazoa; Chordata; Actinopteri; Perciformes; Percidae
Product: tastin-like
Exons: 5
Coding region: 352-708 (118 amino acids)
Source: RefSeq, a predicted model, not a curated record